Molecule: messenger RNA, 3822 nt
Organism: Pisolithus orientalis
Lineage: Eukaryota; Fungi; Basidiomycota; Agaricomycetes; Boletales; Pisolithaceae
Product: muts domain V-domain-containing protein
Exons: 34
Coding region: 60-3668 (1202 amino acids)
Biological process (GO): mismatch repair
Cellular component (GO): MutSalpha complex; nucleus
Molecular function (GO): ATP-dependent DNA damage sensor activity; ATP binding; mismatched DNA binding
Source: RefSeq, a predicted model, not a curated record
UAUAACUACGCGCCCGCAACGCGACGCGUGAGGUGACUCUUCAAGCUUCAAGCGCAACCAUGGCCCCAAAGGCGCCAGUCAAACAAAAGUCUGGUGAGAAUAUGAAGCAAAAGAGUCUUAUGAACUUCUUCUCCAAGCCUGCCGAUGGCGCGAAGCCCACUAAGGCACCAGUUCGACGAACCCCCUUCUCAGAGUCGCCUGUCGAUGUCGAAGUACUUACCUCUCCUGCCGCACCAAGUCACGGGUCUUCAGAUGCCGGGGACAAGGGAACACCCCCUACUAGUGAUCCCGUCGAUGUUAGCAUGCUUUCUGAUGAGGAGGUGGCGUUGUCGGCGAGGAAAUCUGUGCCUCGUACGAAACGGAAAAACAUUAUCCUCGAGUCCGACGAUGAGGUUGGCACUCCUACCCAUAUACAAUCAUCUCCUUGUCGCGGUCGAUCGAAGAAACCCCGUGUAGCAAGUCCCUCAGACGACGAAUGCAAUGUUGCAUCAACUUUUUUGUCCCGUUUAUCGAGGUUCAAACAAGCACCUCGUAACGCCCCAGCCAAAAAGGCAUACCAUUCUGACGAGUUUAUCGUCCCAUCCGACUCUGAUGAGGACCCACGAGAUCGCUCGUCUUCUCGUGCCUCGUCCCGUAGUACUUCAACCCCUCAUUCAGCACAUGAUGAUGACGAUGGCGAGGACUACGAGGGUGACGAGAGGACCAAAAAGUCGCAGCCUAAACGAUCUCUAAAACAGCCUGGUAUAGCAGGUGUCUCCAGUGGAGGGCACUCCCUCUUCCUUACUGCUGCCGAGCAGCGCGCUCAGCAGCAGAAGACAGAGAAGAAAGCUACCGAAGAACCAUUUGCCUUCUUGCAGGAUCCCAGGGAUAAAGAUGGUCUCCGUCCUGGUGAGCCGGGUUAUGAUCCAAGGACUUUGUAUAUUCCAAAGCAAGUUUGGGCCUCCUUCACACCCUUUGAGAAACAAUUCUGGGAGAUUAAGCAAAACCAUUUUGACACCAUCUUGUUUUUCCAAAAAGGGAAAUUCUUGGAGUUGUACGAAGAAGAUGCCCGUAUUGGUCACAGGGAAUUUGAUCUGAAGCUCACGCAGAGAGUGAAGAUGUCUAUGGUUGGCGUGCCAGAGACCUCUUUUAACUUCUGGGCUGCCAAAUUCCUCGGCAAGGGAUACAAAGUCGGUCGCGUCGACCAGUCUGAGACUGCACUGGGUGCCGAGAUGCGCCUAGCCAGAAGCAAAGGCAGUCAGGUCGAAGACAAGGGCAAAGAGAAGAUUGUACGGAGGGAGUUGAACAAGGUUUACACCAACGGGACAUUGGUGGACGAAGAGCUCCUUACGGACGAGCACGCAGGUCAUUGUAUCUCCAUUCGAGAGGAUUCGUCCGGUCUACAAGGGUGCAAUUUCGGUAUUUGCGUUUUGGACAGCGCAACAUCCCAGUUUGAUUUAAGUGCAUUCGAUGACGACGUAUGCUUGACUAAACUGGACACGUUGUUCAGGCAACUGAGACCAAAGGAGGUCAUUUUUACCAAGGGCAACUUAUCUGUUACUACUACACGGUUACUCAAAGCCAUUCUUCCUUCUGCGUGCCUGUGGACAAGCUUACGUGACGUGGAAGGAUAUACUUUUGAACAAACCAUCAAGGAACUUAACGAGAUAUUCUCAGAAGGCGCGGAGGACGAUGGAAUGUGCGCCGAGACGGAAUUGAGUUCUUCUGUGCCCCAGAGUAUCCGAGACAUGACUGGAUGUAAGACCGCUAUAGAAGCCCUUGGGGCAAUGUCAUGGUAUCUUCGCCAGCUAAACAUUGACAAAGACCUCUUAACGAUGAAGAACUUCAACGUGUACGAUCCUAUGAAGGCUGGGCGCAAUCUCGUCCUCGAUGGCCAGACGCUCGCUCACCUUGAGGUAUUGCAAAAUAACGAGGGUACAGAUGAGGGUACUCUCCACAAGCUCCUCAGUAGAUGUAUCACACCGUUUGGUAAACGGCUGUUCAGAAUAUGGCUUUGUGUUCCACUCAGAGAUGUGGCUGAUAUCAACAACCGCCUUGAUGCAGUGAAAGAUUUGAUUGAUCAUCCAACGUUCGAGGCACGCUUUACGGACUUGGUCAAGGGCCUUCCUGACUUGGAGCGUAUUGUUUCUCGUAUUCAUGCAACGAAUUGUAGAGUCAAGGACUUCAUCAAAGUACUUUCAGCUUUUAGGAAACUGAACGAUGGGCUUGCAAGUUUCGCCGAGAAUUCGGAGUUAUUUGAGUCGAAAACCAUCUUAGAUUUGUUGAGGUCAGCGCCAGAUCUUUCACCUCACCUGAACAAUGUCCAGUCGCGCUUUACUGUCGACAAGGUCACGGAUGAACUCCUUCCCGUGGAUGGCAAAGAUAAAGUUUACGAUGGUGUCAUGCAGGAGAUAUCAGAACUGGAGCAAUCGCUUGAUUCCCGGCUGAAAAAGUUUGAGAAGAGCCUUGGGUGUAACUUGUCCUGGUGGCAUAGCGCGAGUGGAAACAAGGAAAUAUACCUUAUUCAAACAAAGGUUAACCAGGAGAAUAUCCCCGAUGAGUGGGUAAAGAACAGUGCUACUAAAACCGCCAAACGAUGGGUAGUCCCGUCCUUACAGCCAAUGAUUCGGCGUCUUAAAGAGGCACGCGAAAACCGCAACGGCGCUGUGAAAGAUUUCAAAGGACGUCUGUAUGCCGAGUUUGAUGCAGAUCGUGGAGUAUGGCUUCGCGCCGUACGAGUGUUAGCGGAAUUUGAUUGCUUGUUUUCGCUUGCAAAGUCAUCGGUUGCUAUUGGCGAACCGUCUUGCCGACCCGAAUUCGUCGAGGGCGAGGCUGCUUUCGUCGAGUUUGAGGAGCUUCGACAUCCAACACUGUCUGCCCUCAGGGACAACUUCAUUCCAAAUGAUGUCAAAUUAGGAGGAGGCGGCCCUAACAUGGGUGGCAAAUCGACGGCAAUGAGGAUGACAGCUGCUGGCGUUAUCAUGGCACAGCUUGGUAUGCUCGUUCCCGCAAGAUCUGCACGCAUCUGUCCAAUUGAUAAAAUCCUCACUCGAAUGGGAGCGUACGACAAUAUGUUUUCUAACUCCAGUACGUUUAAGGUUGAGUUGGACGAAUGCUGCAAGAUUCUCCGUGACGCUACUCCCAGAUCAUUGGUCAUCUUAGAUGAACUUGGCCGGGGUACCUCUACAUAUGAUGGGAUGGCGAUUGCUGCUGCGGUAUUACAUGAAUUAGCAACCCGAACCCUUCCUCUUGCUUUCUUUGCCACUCACUAUGGCUCUCUUACGGAUGACUUCGCCUACCACCCUGAUAUCAGGAACAUGCAUAUGUCGACGCUUCUUGAUGAUGAGAAACAAGAGCUUGUCUUCCUCUACAAAUUGGUCGAAGGCGUCGCAUCGUCAUCGUUCGGAACACACGUAGCCAGUCUCGCUGGUGUUCCCUCUGAGGUUGUAUCUCGCGCAGAGGUUAUUUCGAGUGAUUUCGCCAAACAAUUCAAAGCGCGCAUUGAUGGCCAAAAGAAAUUGCUCGCAUCCAAACUUCCUUUGGUUGCCCACGCCGACUUCAAGUAUCUGCUGGCUUUGGCAGCCGGUGACCUGCAUUUACCUCAGGACCCUUACAGGCAACGACAGCUCCUCGGACGACUGAAGGCAGCUAUCCGGUCGUACCUUCCUCUAGACAUCAGUGCACGUUGACAAGGUGCUCCCUAUACCACAAUUCCAAUGCUAUCAUACCUUUGCAUUCGUUGUAGAUUGCGCAUACCGUUACUUUAUAUCUCCAUGCUCGUCGCUUAUGUAAUUUGCAGUCUCUGUUACCUCAACUUAUGGCUGACGUAAGCUAACCAUGAGG